Messenger RNA from Papaver somniferum (opium poppy), 558 nucleotides. Its product is annotated as MDIS1-interacting receptor like kinase 2-like. Gene Ontology annotation, molecular function: protein kinase activity; ATP binding. Lineage: Eukaryota; Viridiplantae; Streptophyta; Magnoliopsida; Ranunculales; Papaveraceae. Gene Ontology annotation, biological process: protein phosphorylation. The record is from RefSeq and is a predicted model, not a curated record. The transcript is spliced from 2 exons. The coding region runs from base 1 to 558 and encodes 185 amino acids.
AUGCACCAUGAUUGUGUUCCAGCAAUAGUUCACAGGGACAUAUCUAGUAACAACAUUUUGUUGGACUCUGAAUAUGAAGCUCGUGUUUCUGAUUUUGGUACGGCGAGGAUUUUGAAGCCAGAUUCAUCUAAUUGGACUGCACUUGCAGGAACCUUCGGAUAUGUUGCCCCAGAGCUUGCGUAUACAAUGAAAGUGACUGAAAAGUGUGAUGUCUAUAGCUUCGGGGUGAUCAUAUUAGAAGUACUAAUGGGGAGGUAUCCAUCUGAAGUUAUCACAUUACUCUCGCAAAAUGUUCUUUCAUCUUUGUCUUUGGGUACGGUGGGGCAAAGCAUAAGUGUAAGAGACAUCAUGGACAAAUCCGUUGGAAAACCAGCGGAGAUUGUUAAGAGACAAAUAACGGACGUUAUGAAAGUUGGAUUUUCAUGCUUACAUAAUGAUCCAUGUGCUCGGCCAACUAUGCAAGAAAUAUCGGUAAAGCUUGCGUUGUCAGCUGAGAGCAGGGCAGAGUUACCAAAGCCAUUCGAAACUAUUACACUAGGAGACAUACUGCUGUUAUAA